This is a messenger RNA of Aplysia californica (California sea hare), 698 nucleotides long. Its product is annotated as universal stress protein YxiE. NCBI's taxonomy places the organism in Eukaryota, Metazoa, Mollusca, Gastropoda, Aplysiida, Aplysiidae. The record is from RefSeq and is a predicted model, not a curated record.
UGCUAUCUAGUAAUCUGGAUGUGGCACGUCUCGGCGGCCAUGUUAAAAAAAAAUCAACAAGGGCCAAGCCUCGCCUAUUACGUACGAGAGAGAGAGAAAGAAAACAUGCCUAGCCCAUUGCUUUAGCAUAAACUCUUUCACACAGCUGGCCAACUCAAACAUGGCGGACGUCGCUAUCGAAUGCGGCCAUCGCGUAGCAAGGCGAGAGAGAGAAAAAGGCGUACUGUAUCUAGUCUAUUAGUAUAAAUCUAUGGUUCUUCCACAGAGGACAUCGGAUUUGCCACUGGCACCCUGGAGUUGGUGGAGGAAAACUAUAAUUAAUUAUGGCGACGGCUCCCAGAAAAAUUCUCAUUGCCAUGGACGGCAGCAAACACUCCCAAUAUGCGUUUGAUUAUGAUCACUGUUCUUCUCCGGCACCCCCAGGGUUUAUGCAAUACUUCUACAAAGAUCGUGAUGAAGUCUUGAUCGUUUACUCUGCUGAGCACGGGAGGUUGAUCAAAGGUCGAGUCCUUCGUGUGUCGGGCGCUAAGCCUGGGGAGUUAAUAGUGAAGGCGAGCGAGGAGAACAAAGUGGACAUGAUCAUCACGGGCACUCGUGGUCUGGGCUCUGUUCGCCGGACUCUGAUGGGCAGUGUGAGUGGCUACAUCGUGCACCACUCCAAGAUACCCGUGCUUGUGGUCAGGGGCGAGUAGAGGGUG